AUGAUCCACCGUCCAUCGCAAUCCAAGAUGAACGACGACGAUGACAUGGAACCCGCCGCCGCGCCGCGAUUUAAUCGAACACUCUCCAUGGUUGGUAAGGCCCCGGGGAAGCAGCAAAAUGUCCGUGCCGCGCAGCCACGUCAGCAGAGAGCGGCGCCGCAGCAGGCGCAUCCGGACGAUGACGAGGAUCCGACGGAAUCGGAUCUCGGACGGUCGAUGACGAUGGGGAGCAAGCCGCGGGGGAGACCCGCGGCGGGUUUUCCGCAGCAAGGGGGGGGGAUGGGAGGGGGAGGGGGAGGCGGAGGAGGGGGAGAUGGAAGCGGGGAGGAGCAGCUGGGACGAUCGCUGACGCAAGUCGAUGCGCGCAGACGGGCGGGCGGGGGACGCGGGGCAGGUGCAGCGGGCAGAAGCGGAAGCCCCGCGCAAAGCGGGAUACGCAAGUCCGCAAGCGGCGCAAGCCGGUCGCGGUCCCCCAUGGGCGCGGGCGCGGGCGGGGAGGAUUCGAUGAACAUGCAGGGAAUGCAGCAGGCGCUGCCGCAACAGCCGCUGCUCAAGUCCGCGCUUAAGCGCAGCAGCGCGGCGCAAACGCCCACGGGCUACGGCGGCGGCGGGUUCGGCGGGGACGAUGGCGGCGCGUACGGCGGCGGUCAGAUGAUGGGCGGAGGGGGAGGGGGAAGGGGAGGCAGGGCGGGGGGCGCUGUGCCAAACCCGCAAGGGGGGUACGAUAGGUCCGGGAGCCCGUUCCGCGCAGGCGGGGGGCAGUACCCUGGGGGGGAUGGUAACGUUUACUCCCCUCAAGGCGGAAUGGGAUACGAGGCGGAGGGGUAUCAAGACGGGAUGUACGGUCAGGAUCCGCAGCAGCAUUACGGGCAAGAGCAGCAGUUUCAGCAGACGCCACGUCAGCAGCAGCAGUGGGCGGGCGCGCAGGGGGGUAAUUCCGGGCGGAUGAUGGGGGGAGGCGGAAGUGGGUCGGGUAUGGGGCCUGGGCGGAAGAUGGGGGGAGGGGGCCAGCAACAGAUGAUGCAGCAGCAGCAGGGGCAGGUGCAGGCGCAGGGGCAGCAAGGGGUGGAAGACGAGUAUUACGGGGCGGGCGCGGGGAACAUGUCUGAUGCGUCGGAUACGAAUUUCACGCGGCGGCUGCAGCACAUGCAGGCGCAGCAGCAACAGGACGAGGCGGCCUCGCUGCCCAUGCUGCCCCCGCCCAGCGCGCCGCAAGUCGUGCAGCGCUGCUCCCAGCUACUGGAAGUGCCUCUGCAGCUUCCUCCCGCUAAGAAGGGCGUCCAGAAGCUACGCUGCGGCAAGUGCCUGCGAGUCUCUCGCUUCCAGGUCAACCCUGCUGACCCGCGUUUCGCCAACCAACUGCCGCCAAGUCAGCAGCCGCCGCCGCCACAGCCGCCAGCUCAGCAGCAUCCCAAUCAGCAGCUGCAGGGCGCCGGGGGGAGCGGGCGCUUCCCCUCCCCCUCCCCGCUUCAGCAGCAGCAGAGGGGGGGGAGUGGGACCGGAUAUGACAGUGAUGGUAACGCGAGCAUGAGCGGAGGGGGGGGCGCAGGGGGAGGGGGAGGGUUCCGCCCAGGCAUGGGGCCAGGCGGAGGGGGAGGCCCCCCCCCCCCCAACCACAUGCGCUCGCUUUCUAGGGAGUCUGAUGAUUAUAUGGCGGAAGGGGGCGGGGGCGGAGGGAUGGGGGGCGGAAUGGGCGGGCAAGGGGGAGGAGCAGUCGGGGGGAGAGGGCCCGGGGGAAGGGGGAGAGGCGGGGGGAGGAUGGGGGCGGGGAGAGGCGGGGGGGUUAUGGGCAGGAGGGGCCCGGGGGGGAUGGGCAGGCAGGGGGGAGUGGAAGGGGGGGAAAUGGCUGCGCCGUCUUAUGGGCACAACCAGCAGCAGCAGGGGAUGGGCGGGGGGCCGGGGGGAAGCAUGGGCGGAAGCAUGGGCGGAAGCAUGGGCGGAAACAUGGGCGGACACAUGGGCGGAGGCAUGGGGGGAAACAUGGGGGGAGGCAUGGGGGGAGGAAUGGGGGAGGAGGAUGGGAUGAUGUAUAGCCGGCAGGUGAUGGUGAAUGGGCAGGCAUUGCCGGAUGAGUAUGUGGCUGUGGCAGAGCAGCGGGCGGGACCCAUUCACCCGGGCAACUACUGGUAUGAUGACGUGGCAGGCUUCUGGGGUGAGAUGGGUGGGCCAUGCCUCGGCAUCAUUCCGCCUGGCAUUGACUUUGGCGUGCCGAUUCCCCAGUCCUGCGCGGGGGGCGCAACCCGCGUGUAUGUGAACGGCAGGGAGCUGCACCACAGGGACCUGGAGCGGCUGAUGAAGAGAGGGUUACCGGGCACGCCGGACUGCGGUUACCGCAUUGAGAUCACGGGCAACGUGUUUGAUGAGGAGACCGGGGAGUACCUGCUCUGCCUGGGGAAGCUCGCCCCCUCGUGA
Messenger RNA from Closterium sp. Naga37s-1, 2412 nucleotides. Lineage: Eukaryota; Viridiplantae; Streptophyta; Zygnematophyceae; Desmidiales; Closteriaceae. The record is from the annotation of a GenBank genome assembly.